Molecule: messenger RNA, 237 nt
Organism: Protopterus annectens (West African lungfish)
Lineage: Eukaryota; Metazoa; Chordata; Ceratodontiformes; Protopteridae
Exons: 2
Source: RefSeq, a predicted model, not a curated record
AGAGAGAGGGGGGGAAGGGAGAGAGAGAGAGAGAGAGAGAGAGAGGGGAGAGAGAGAGAGAGAGAGAGGGGGAAGGAGAGAGAGGGAAGGGAGAGAGAGAGAGAGAGGGGGGGAAGGGAGAGAGAGAGAGAGAGGGAAGGGGAGAGAGAGAGAGAGAGGGAAGGGGAGAGAGAGAGAGAGAGGAAGGGAGAGAGAGAGAGAGAGGGAAGGGAGAGAGAGAGAGAGAGGGAGAGAGAG